AUGGCUGAUAUCGGGACUCAUAUUGCAUUGGACUCGGAUGAGAACGACUCGACGUACGGCGAUGACUCCGCCUCCGACACUACGUCCCUGAAGUCUGCCAUUUACAAUUACGUGUACCGCAAUGGGCGACGAUAUCAUGCGUACAAGGAAGGAGCAUACUGGGGUCCGAACGACGAGUUGCAAGCGGAUCAAUUGGACAUCAUGCACCACAUCUGUCUACUGAUGAUGGACGGUGAAUUAUGCAUGGCGCCUAUUGGAGAGAAUCCAAUGCGAUUUCGCGGAUAA
Messenger RNA from Plenodomus lingam JN3, 285 nucleotides. NCBI's taxonomy places the organism in Eukaryota, Fungi, Ascomycota, Dothideomycetes, Pleosporales, Leptosphaeriaceae. The record is from RefSeq and is a predicted model, not a curated record.